Danio aesculapii is the source of this 2622-nucleotide messenger RNA. RefSeq names its product growth differentiation factor 6a (gene gdf6a). Gene Ontology annotation, biological process: BMP signaling pathway; SMAD protein signal transduction. Gene Ontology annotation, cellular component: extracellular region. The record is from RefSeq and is a predicted model, not a curated record. NCBI's taxonomy places the organism in Eukaryota, Metazoa, Chordata, Actinopteri, Cypriniformes, Danionidae. The transcript has 2 exons. Bases 127 to 1344 code for a protein of 405 amino acids. Gene Ontology annotation, molecular function: cytokine activity; growth factor activity.
ACUUCACUUCAGACGCGCAACACGCAGAUCUCGCGCUGUCCGCGCUCGUCAAACAAACACAAACCAAAAAGCCCGGCUUCACUGUGAGACACGGCUCCGCUUCACUCUUUGGAGGACAGUAACACCAUGGAUGCCUUGAGAGCAGUCGCCUUUUACGCGCUCUUCGUUUUCCUCUGGAGUUUACCGUGUUGCCAGUCAGCUGCGCUCAUAUCGCAGAAAAGGAGCAAGGGUGCCAGGAGCGCGUUUGAUGGACAAAGGUCACAUAAAUUUCUUAAAGAGAUUUUCGCAUCCUCUCCGGGCGCAAGUCGUCGGGAUGAUUUUAAGGACCCGGUUGUGCCUCACGACUACAUGAUCUCCAUAUACAGGACUUACUCCGCCGCUGAGAAACUGGGGCUCAAUGCGAGCUUUUUCCGCUCUUCAAAGUCUGCAAACACCAUAACGAGUUUCGUGGACAGGGGAAAAGACGAUCUCACGCUCUCUCCUUUGCGAAGACAAACGUAUCUGUUUGAUGUUUCAACUCUCUCAGACAAAGAGGAGCUGGUCGGUGCUGAAUUAAGGAUAUUUCGCAAAUCGCCUGGGGAUGUCCAACCGUCCCCAUCAGGCGUCUACAACUUUCAUUUACUCUCAUGUCGAUCAGAGAGGGCACUGGCCUCCAGGUCCAUUGAUCUUCAGGAUUCCCGAAAAGCAGAAUGGGAGGUUCUGGACGUUUGGGGGAUUUUUAAAAACAGGCACCAAGGGAAUCAGCUUUGUCUCCAGCUCAAGGUUACGCAUGGCAAAUCUGACACCGAGAUCGACCUAAAGCAACUGGGUUUCCACCGUCACAGCCGGACGCAGCAAGAAAGGGCCAUACUGGUGGUCUACACGCGGUCCAAAAAAAGAGAGAACUUGUUUAAUGAGAUGAAAGAGAAAAUUAAGUCUCGCGGAGAUGAUGAUGAUGAGGAGGAGAGCGCUCUGCAGUUUAAAGCGCGGCGCAGACGGAGAACUGCGCUUAAUAAUCGUCACGGGAAAAGGCAUGGCAAAAAGUCCAAAUCGAGAUGCAGCAAAAAGGCGCUGCACGUCAAUUUCAAAGAACUCGGAUGGGACGACUGGAUCAUCGCUCCCCUGGAUUACGAAGCCUACCACUGCGAGGGCGUGUGCGACUUCCCGUUGAGAUCGCACCUGGAGCCGACCAACCACGCCAUCAUUCAGACGCUCAUGAACUCCAUGGACCCCAACAGCACUCCACCGAGCUGUUGCGUCCCCACAAAACUCAGCCCCAUCAGUAUACUGUACAUAGACUCUGGAAACAACGUCGUGUACAAACAGUACGAGGACAUGGUGGUAGAACAGUGUGGCUGUAGGUAGCGAAUCACACAGACACAGCAGAGUAUGGCACCAAGGCAACACUUGAACGAUGCGUAAAGACGCGCUUGAGCCGCUCAAACUGCGCAUUCUCACCUAUGCAAAAGGGAUUCUUCUUCAUCAGAGACAUUUUGGACGAUUUUAAGCGAUCUCCAACGGCUGCUGUUCACGGUUGUGCCAAGAGCGCGUGUAUAGUUUCUCUACAAAAAAACUUGUUUUUUUUUUAAACACACAUGCUGGGUUUCCUUUUUUUGUAAUUGCGUGUCCAAAAACCCUAAAUAUUCAAGUUGUCGGCAGGUAGAAGAAACGACAGAUUUAGUGCGUAACCGUCUUGGCAAGAUUCACUGAGGAUUGUGUUACACCAUUAUCCGCGUGGACUCAGAAGAAUGUGGAGACGAGCACCUGUUGAAACUCAUCUGUUAGUUAUAUGGAUAAUAUUGAAUGAGUAAAACGCAGUGCCCUGGACACGGUUUUUACGACCAACGGUGUGUAAAGAGGCAUAUUCAGCUUUCGGGGGCAAAGGUGAAUGUUCCAAACUCUAAAUAUGGCGAUUCUGCUGCUUCCCUACAGAGAGAAAGAGAGCGAGCUUGACUGAUGCUUUUGAGGAGCACCGCACAAAUUACUUUUGAAGUGCCUGGACAUUUGAUAAAAACCCACAAAAUGUCGUUUUGUACUUUCUGAGAAGACAUAAAAAUGGAUUUCCAUCAACGUUUGCAUCUUUACAAAAUGCACUUCCGCAACUGUCCAAGUAGUCUGGAAGGAGCGUUUUUUCCCGACCUAACGACUGACAAGGAAAAAAAAAGACUCGCAAGCGAGAUUAUAUUAAAAUGCACAUUAGCUUUGAAUGCACUGUUGUUCAUUAUUUGAGCUGUAAAUAUUUGUAAAGUAAAACCUAAAAGUGCAACGGAUGAAGAAAUGCAAAACCACAUUUCUUUGUUAAUGUACAUUUAUAAAUGCACUCAAAUCGCUAUAAUUUCUAUUCUAUAAUUAUUUUAUUAUUUGUGAUGUACAGAGUUUCAUGAUAAUCGUGUAUUUCUUACGCUGAUAAAACAAAAUUAAUUUAAAAUGUAUUCAUCAUUGCUGAGGGUGGAAAUACCAUUAUCGAUGUCUACCUCAUAAUUGCAUAGAAUCUACGUACUGAGGUGCAUUCAGCUAGAGUUUAAGGUUUUCCAAAAUAUAUAAAUUUAUAUAUAUAUAUAUAUACAGUAUAUCAAUGGAUAAUAAUCCACACUAUUACUGUACUAAUAAAAGCAAUAAAUGCACUUUGUGUGGUGCCAGUGA